UCUUGUUUCUUUCAAAAAGAUUUGAUUUUUAUGAAGAAAUUAGAAUCCCACAGAGAGAAUUCUAAGGUUGAAGAUAGAUAAUCCCUUUCUUAACAUAUUGUUCAAGGCAUAAGUUUGUGUCUUCUUCAUAUCACCAAAAGGAUGGGAGAUCACUUUGUGUUUCUGGUUGAUCGUUUGCUGACUGAAUCAACUUUGGAGGCUGCAAUUGAGAGCAGGAAUCAGAAUCUAUUAGCAUCAUGGACAACUGAUGACCCGACAGCUUAUUGCUCCUCCCAAAGUGCUGAUGCUGUUUUAACUCCAGGAAAAAUGGUGGAAUGUAGGAUAUGCCAAGAUGAGGAUAUGGAUUCAAAUAUGGAGGCUCCAUGCUCUUGCUGUGGUAGCUUGAAGUAUGCACAUCGUAGAUGCGUGCAAAGGUGGUGUAAUGAGAAGGGUGAUACCAUUUGCGAAAUCUGCCACCAGCCUUUCAGGCCAGGUUACACAGCACCGCCCUCGAUUUUUCGCCUUGGUGGCAUUCCAAUGAACUUAAGGGGGAAUUGGCGAAUAGUCAGAAGGAACUUGAAUAAUCAACGUGUGAUAGCAGUGGUUUCAACUGAUCACAAUCUCAUUAACUCUGAUGAAAAUGAAGUUUAUACACCAAGAAGCAUGAUGUAUUGUCGUGUAUUUGCCAUGAUAUUUAUGCUGCUUCUAGUUAUACGUCACGCUCUUCCUCUCAUAGUUGAUCAAGCAGGGGACUACUCACUUCCAUUGGUUAUGUUGCUACUUCUUAGAGUUAUGGGCAUUGUUCUGCCCGUCUACGUCAUAAUGAAAGCAGUGAUUUCUUGCCACCACCGGCAACACCAACAGGCUACUUUGCCCAUCUCUUCGUCCCGUGAAGAAGCUAGCCUGGUGACUCUGCAACAAGAACCUCCCAUAACUGCUAUCCAAUGAAAUGAAUUUCGUUGCUGAACAACAAAGAGAAGUUUUUCUCCGAGAUAUAGGAUAUGCAUCUGACAGCAGUGUCUAUCUGUUAUUACUCUCUCUUCCAGCAUAUGUUGCGGGAGUUGGCACCCCACACUUAGACUCUUGUUUGUCCUCGAGAACUGCUCCAAAGUCGUGAAGGAUUGACCAGUCGGCAAGAAGUUAUAUGCUGAAGAGAUCUGUGAGGAGAAUUCAAAAUAGAAGCAUAAAGGUAAAAAAGAAAGGACUCAAAAGAGAUGAAAAAUGUCCAAUUUUACAACUAGAGAUAUCUGAAGUUGUGAAUUAGUCAGAAAAAUCUAUGUAGAGUUAUAAUAUGUAUAUGAACACUUUUGAAGGAAUACAAAAACUAGCAAAAAAAAGUUGUUGCUUUUAGUACUGAAAAUGUUCCAAGAUCAUAUUUUCAAAAUAUGAUCAAAGAUAUAUUUCAAAAAAUUUGAUUCAAAA
This is a messenger RNA of Solanum verrucosum, 1401 nucleotides long. RefSeq lists its product as uncharacterized. Bases 142 to 927 code for a protein of 261 amino acids. The transcript is spliced from 8 exons. Gene Ontology annotation, biological process: protein ubiquitination. Gene Ontology annotation, molecular function: zinc ion binding; ubiquitin-protein transferase activity. The record is from RefSeq and is a predicted model, not a curated record. Gene Ontology annotation, cellular component: membrane. NCBI's taxonomy places the organism in Eukaryota, Viridiplantae, Streptophyta, Magnoliopsida, Solanales, Solanaceae.